AUGGGAGGGGAAGGAUUCCUUUUUUUACUUUGUUUUGUCUACGUGGUUUGUCCCGGCCGCGAGCGUCAUGAUACCUUUGGACCACACACACACACAUUACACCCGCAUCGAAUUGACGCGCACAUCUACUCUCUCUUUUUACCAGGUUCAGAUUUGUGGUGUUGUGGUGGUGUUAGCCUCCCAUCCCGAAUUUCUGUUCCCACUCCGAUUGUACGAAGAACACCACCAACCAUCCCCCCAAAAGUAGGAGUCGCAAGGAGAGUCUUCCACUGCCCGACAAAAAAAGGGUCAUGGAGAAUACACAUGUACACAGGCAUAUACUGCAUCAAUCAUACCAACCUUUGUGCUGUCCAACAUUUUGCGUCCUGCAUGACCGUGAUACAUGAUGUAAACAGAAACUCUGACUACGGAGUACUAUCGUCAUUUCCGUGUAAGUGA
Colletotrichum lupini is the source of this 438-nucleotide messenger RNA. RefSeq lists its product as uncharacterized. The transcript has a single exon. NCBI's taxonomy places the organism in Eukaryota, Fungi, Ascomycota, Sordariomycetes, Glomerellales, Glomerellaceae. Bases 1 to 438 code for a protein of 145 amino acids. The record is from RefSeq and is a predicted model, not a curated record.